Molecule: messenger RNA, 4859 nt
Organism: Tupaia belangeri chinensis (Chinese tree shrew)
Lineage: Eukaryota; Metazoa; Chordata; Mammalia; Scandentia; Tupaiidae
Gene: TMEM181
Product: transmembrane protein 181
Exons: 17
Coding region: 95-1645 (516 amino acids)
Molecular function (GO): toxic substance binding
Source: RefSeq, a predicted model, not a curated record
CUGCUCCUCCUCCUCGGUCCCGCCCAGCGCGCAGCCCCGGCCCCCGCGCAGCGAGGAGAGAGGGGCGAAGGGAGUGCACCAGGGCGGCGCGGGCAUGGACGCCGAGUACCCGGCCUUGGAGCCCCCGCUCUGCGGCGAGCUCAAGCUCCUGUGCCAGCGGCUGCAGGAGGCGUACCGCGAGCUGCAGGAGGGCCUCACGCCGUUCAAGGAUGACCGCUACUACAGGCUGGCGCCCAUGCGGCUCUACACGCUCUCCAAGCGCCACUUUGUCCUGGUGUUUGUUGUCUUCUUCAUCUGUUUCGGCCUGACUGUCUUCGUCGGAAUCGAAGGACCCAAAGUGAUCCAGACUUCUGCAGCAAAUUUUUCACUAAGUAAUAGCAAAAAGCUAAAGCCAAUCCGAAUACUUUCAAAUCCUCUGUCCACGUAUAAUCAGCAGCUGUGGCUGACGUGUGUCAUCGAGUUGAAUCAAUCAAAAGAAACUUCUAUCCAGACGAGCUUUCCCAUGACCGUAAAAGUUGACGGCGUAGCUCAGGAUGGAACCACCAUGUACAUUCACAACAAAGUUCAUAACCGGACAAGGACGCUCACGUGUGCAGGGGAGUGUGCAGAAAUCAUAGUGGCUCACCUCGGCUACCUGAAUUACACUCAGUACACCGUGGUCGUGGGAUUCGAACACUUGAAGCUGCCCAUCAAGGAGAUGAACUUCACUUGGAAGACUUACAAUCCUGCAUUUUCCCAGUUGGAAAUCUGGUUCCGAUUUGUCUUCGUGGUGCUCACCUUCAUCGUCACUUGCCUGUUCGCUCACUCCCUGCGGAAGUUCUCCAUGCGGGACUGGGGCAUCGAGCAGAAGUGGAUGUCGGUCCUCCUGCCGCUGCUGCUGCUGUACAACGACCCCUUCUUCCCGCUCUCCUUCCUGGUGAACAGCUGGUUCCCCGGAAUGCUGGAUGACCUCUCCCAGUCCGUGUUCCUGUGUGCUCUGCUGCUCUUCUGGCUGUGCGUGUACCAUGGGAUCCGGGUUCAGGGAGAAAGAAAGUGCUUAACUUUCUAUUUUCCUAAAUUCUUCAUUGUUGGACUGUUGUGGCUGGCUUCUGUUACCCUGGGGAUCUGGCAAACAGUUAACGAAUUACAUGAUCCAAUGUACCAGUAUCGAGUUGACACUGGAAAUUUUCAGGGAAUGAAGAUUUUCUUCAUGGUGGUGGCGGCCGUGUAUGUCCUGUACCUGCUGUUCCUGAUCGUGCGGGCCUGCUCUGAGCUACGCCACAUGCCUUACGUGGAUCUCCGGCUGAAGUUUCUGACUGCCCUGACCUUUGUAGUGCUUGUCAUUAGCAUCGCCAUCCUUUACUUACGGUUUGGAGCACAAGUUUUACAGGACAACUUUGUGGCCGAGCUGUCAACUCACUACCAGAAUUCAGCUGAAUUCCUGUCGUUCUACGGCUUGUUGAACUUCUAUCUCUACACGCUGGCCUUCGUGUAUUCUCCAUCGAAGAAUGCUCUGUACGAGUCCCAGCUGAAAGACAACCCUGCAUUUUCCAUGCUGAACGACUCGGACGACGACGUGAUUUACGGGAGCGACUAUGAGGAAAUGCCUCUGCAGAACGGCCAGGCCAUCCGGGCCAAGUACAAGGAGGAGUCGGACAGCGACUGAGCCCCCGGCAGCUGCGCACGCACGGAGCCUGGCGUCCCUCGUGGCCGGUUCCUGGCCUCCGCCUAAACCCACUUGGUUCACUUUCUCAGAAGCAAAGAUUUCAUGUUCCUCAUUUGUUUACAUAUUUUUAAAAAGAGCAAAAAUCGAGGAUAAAUUUAAAUGCUGGGCCCAAUUUAUUGCCAAGGUGGUUAAGUCUGUCUGGUAAGAGAGACUCUGUUAACAUUUAAACACUAGGUUCUUUUCAUAGAGUUCCAGUGAGAGAGCACCUUUUUCUAUGGUGAGAAAGAAAUUACCCAUUUUUAGGAGAAUUAAUUACGUGCUUAGUUUUCCCUGAGUGACUCCAGCUCCAGGUCCCAGAAGCCCUCAGGGCUGAGGCCCACAUGCGGCGGUGUUGCUUUUCUGCCUGCCUUUAUCCACCGUGGUACCGUGUUCUUGUCCCUUCCCACUCCCAGGCUGGCCUGCCUGUGCAGUGGCCAGUGCCGGGGGGACGCAGCCUGCCAUGGCGGUAGCUCACACCAGCUGCAUUUUGUGAAUCGUGUGAAUCCGGACUCAUUAGGAAAAUGGUGGAUGCUGGCUUCAGCCCCUCCCUGUCACUAAAGCAAAGAUGACAGUGUCCUGGAGUCCUGAGGAGGGUCGAUAAAUUGGAUGAGGGCAGGCUGAGGUCACUUGCCAGUUGCCAGCUCCUGGGGGAAAGGCCCACUGGCCCCAGCAUGUGUGUGUGUGCACGGAUGUGACUGAAUGGACUUCCCUGGGCGGGGGCGGCAGGAGGCAACCACCCCCAUCCCAGGGAUUGGUAGUUUCUGCAGCUCUCUUGGAUAUGACACCUUAGAGAACUUUAUUUUUUUAAUAAAAACAAAAUGAAUGAACGAUAUACUAUUAUAGAUUAUCUCCAGAAAGUUUGUCAAUUGCACAUUUGGAAACUAGAUGAAAAGAAAGUAAAAACAUUUUAGUGGUUUUUGCAGCAACAUCUUUGAGUGCAAGGUGACCUGCUUGGAAACCAUUGCUGUCCCGUGUUCCACGUGGCGGUCAGGACAGCAGUGAGUUACUGUGGGACGAAACGUCUUGGGCAUAGCUGAACCUGUGUCACCCACAGGCCCAGGGGUGAUCCUCAGUCCUUGUCAGAGUCCAGGUAAGACAUGCACAGUAGCACCUCCGUUGCUACGCGGUCAGUGUUGUCCUGACUGGGCCACGUUGGAGGUCACUGUGCCACUCUGCAGGCCACACCUGCAUUUCUUCACCUGUGCGCCAACGGGCUCCUGGAUCCACGCCAUGGACACUGCUCGCUUCCCUUCACAUCUGAUUUAAACUAGCGAUAAUGUACCUUUACUGCAGGUCCCACUUACAGUUGUUUAAAAACCUUGUAAAUAUGAAUGUUUUCAUUAAAACAGCUGUAUUAUUGGAAGGGUAAUUCAAGUUUACAUAAUUUUUACAUUUGCAAUGACAUGAUGACUUUUUGAUUCUGUGCAGAGGUGUUAAAAUUUUUCUGUUACCGAAUUUUACAACUUCAGAUACUACUAAAUAAUUUUAUGUAAACUGAUGGUUUGUGCUGAUUAGUGUAUUCUAAUAUGUGAUAGAGUUUACAAGUUUUAAUAGUUAUAAAAUCAUCGUCCAUGAUUUGCAAUGCUGUUAUUUAUCAGUAAAUGUAAAAUAUCUGGGGGCUAAAAUAAUGGUCACAUACAUUAGAACGUUUUGAAACUUGCCUUUGUCCUAUAGUGUAAUUAAGAACUGUAUCUUCACACAUUGAUUUUCAAUGACAUCACUGAAGUGAAAAACAUGGCUUAUUUAUUUACUUUUGUAACUAGGCUGGAAACAAAAAAAAAAACGACAAGGGAAGUAGUUGAGGGGUACGGCUACUAGAUCAUACAGCUUCCACUUCUCUUCCCUGGUGUGUCAUGUGCACCAACAUACCUCACUGUCCAUGGAAACGUUUGCUAGAGCAUAGAACGUUUACCACGUAGCGUAUGUGCUAUAGGUAUUAAGGUAAAACACUAAAGUCUGCCAGAUACUUUUGACAGUAGUGAGAAAAUUCUUUUUCUUCAAGGGAAAGGUUUUUUUAAACUUAAAUUAUAAAUUCAAAGGGCCAAUUUUAGUUCUUUCAUGGUAAUAGCUUGAAUGACAUCAUCUUCAGAUAUUUUUUCCUACUGGUCUGGUCCAGGGCAACCUGGAAGAUGGCCGGAGUAUUUCACGGUUUCCCUAGGGAGAGCUUCCUUAUCCGUGUGGAUAACAGGUCUGCUUGAUUUAUUAUUAAAUCAUCGCCGCAGUGACCAAGUGCUGUUUUCUCUCAUGAGCCCCAUCUGAGAGGCUUGAGAGAGGAUAUGUAAAAUCUAACUCGAGGUUUCUAAGUUGCUACUGUACAUAAUUUGAAAAUGUCACCAGCUUCAAGUAGUUCAGGAACUGUUUGCUGAAGGUACGGUUAGGUCAAAUAGGUUACAGUGGGCUCACCUAUUUUCUGAAUCCUUUUCACAGGAAAACAGACUCAUAAAAGUUGGGAUAAUUGAAAGAGAUGUCCCUAAGAACACCGAACAGACUGGACUUAAAACACUGAAGCGUAUUUGUGUACUUUGAGCGGUUUAGAAACCAGUUGCCUCUUUAUAAGGAUACAGAUCUUUUCCCCAUGCCAAAGGGAAGUAGCUGUGGUCUGCGACAUCUUGUUAUGCUGUUUUCUCUUUUCCUAAUGCCCGCAGGCAUGGACGUGUGUCAGAGGAUGAGAAAAAGUGCCCGUGUGCGUGCUGUGAUCCCCUUUCUCCCACUCCUUCUCCCCAUCAGGAUCCUGGGCAUACAAGCACACACACAUACGCCUGGCUUGAGCUGCCAGGGCUGGGAUUCGAACCAUAGCUGGCCAUGUGGGAUCCGGCUCCUUCCACACAGCGCUUACUUGCUGCGCCCUGCGGUUUAUCUCCAGCAGAUGUUUUCUAUAUACUGGUAACUGCAACACCAUGCUAUGAAACAGAAGGACUUUCUACUACUGAAAACUGCCUUUUUACAAAAGACUGUAAAUAUUUGUAAAGUAAAUCUACAGUAAACUUUAGGCUCAAAAGGAGAGAACUAUUUGCCUUUGGAAGCUGCUGGCAGAGCACAGCACCACUGGCUGGGGUGGUAGCUGGAUCCACCUGGGAAAAGGGGACUUUGUUUUUGGCAAACUCACGUCUGGGGAAUGGCUUCCUUCUGAUACUACCUUUCCGGUCAAUGGUAAUAAAUUUUUAAAUACUCCUUA